AUGCCAUUGCAGACAAGCCCAGGGCGAAAAAGUUUCCGCGCGUUUCCUGCAGCUCAAUGCAGCCCACAGCUUCUUCUGCUACCUGAUCAUCUUUUAAAGCGUAUCCUGCAAGAGAGCGGCUCGGCUGCGAUGUUGCGCCUUGUUUGCAAGGCAUUCUCUGUUGCAGUCGCAAAGAUGACGUCUAGAGUUACGCUGCCACGAAAGGUUAUCGGCACUUUUCCAGAUGCAUAUCAAGUAGUCUUAAACUUUUCCGCUGACGUCCAAGAGGCCAGCAGCCACGAGACUUCAGUGGGAUCUUAUAUGCCGGACGACGCCGACCUGCUGAUCGGCGCCCUGGACGCCCUUGCCAAGCUGCACCAUCCCCUGACGUCGUUGGCGGUGCUGAAUCUGUCCAGCCCCCUGCCGCCUCCGUCCGCGACAACAUUAGCCUACCCCGCCCCGUGCGGUUUGGUAGAGCUGCAGCUGCAAGAUGUGUCUAUCCAAAGAGCCGCCAGCGACGGCGCCACAAACUUGUUGCGCGCCGUCCCGCUGACCUUGCCGGGGCACCUCCGGGGCGCAAUCCUGGCCGACUCCAUCCGGACACGUGGCGCGGCCAUGGUGCAGUUCGCGCGCUCCCUGCCCUCACUGCGGCGGCUGUCCCUAUGCAAUGCCGCAUUCUCAACAUCUGACGUGGCAGCCCUGUCGGCGCUGACGGGUCUUGAGGAGCUUUCGUUGGUCGGUGCAAUGGAAUGCAGCGCGACAUUGGCCCCUGCCUGCCCCGAGGCCGACCAAUCCCAGGCCAAUGCGCAGCGCACAAAGCAGCUGGAAGCGGCAGUUGCUGCCUCCGUCUACAAGCAACUCCUGGCCGCCCUGCCGCGCCUGCGCAGCCUUCAUUUGCCUAUGCCUAUCGCUGCGCAGCUGCGGUGCAGCGCCCUUCAGAUGAGCACAUUUUUCGACAGUGACGACGAUGAUGAUACUAGUGUUCCGGAUGAGAACUUGGGAACCACUUACCCUGGCGGUCAGGGUGACUACUGGGACGUCGUGGGGUCCAGUGGCACCGUUCGCAGUUGCGAAGGCUCGAGCCGCAAUUGUCCGCCUCUGAAUUCCUUCGUAACAGGCGGUUUGGCUUUGGACUCGGGAUGUGAUGGCCGUUGGUCCUUUCCGCCGCACCUUGAGGAGUUGACCAUCCCGCUGUGUUCCCUAAACGGAGCUGUCUUCCGCGCGGCAUGUGAGGUGUACGGCGGCACGGACGACACGUACGGCGGCGGUGGCGGUUGGGGCCCACGACUCGCCCACCGUCGCCUUCGCGCCCUGCACAUCACCUGCGCGCCAGGCUACACGGUGUGGGAGGGGUCCUUCCUGAAUGCUGAAGGUGACUUUGCCGCUUUGGCUCGUUUGGCUCCCUCCCUGGAGUCUCUACACCUCUGUUUGGAGCUGGGGGCCUCGGGCCGAAAUGCACUGCGGAGGGACCGACUGAGGGGGUGCCUGCGCCACCUCAAGGCGCUGAACAAAAUAAAGGACUUGUGCAUUACGGAGACGCAACAACCAACGUGCUUCGCCACACGCAAGAGUGCGGGUGGCAGACUCGAAAUCCUGUCGUACAUGUUGGAGGGGCAAUAUAAAGCUGCUUGGCCGUGCGAUGAUGUGCAGCUGCCGCCGCUGCUGCUGGGAGACUUAGCAUUUUCAUCACGCCCUUGGAGCGGCGGCCUCCCGUUUGCCCUGCGAUCAACACCACCACCUCAUACACCGGCUCCUUAUACCCCACUUUCGUGGCCAUGCGCCAGCCCUGGGCGCGGCCUUGACUCUCUACUGACCCACUGGCCGCUCCUCGAGACGCUAUCGGUGUGUGGCCAGUGCGCGGUCCGCAGCAGUAGUGGUGGCCGCAUCCGACUGGUCGGAGUCGGGGAACAAGAUGGCACGGAAGCUUAG
Messenger RNA from Volvox carteri f. nagariensis, 1908 nucleotides. RefSeq lists its product as uncharacterized. The record is from RefSeq and is a predicted model, not a curated record. The transcript has 6 exons. Lineage: Eukaryota; Viridiplantae; Chlorophyta; Chlorophyceae; Chlamydomonadales; Volvocaceae. Bases 1 to 1908 code for a protein of 635 amino acids.